Molecule: messenger RNA, 614 nt
Organism: Athene cunicularia (burrowing owl)
Lineage: Eukaryota; Metazoa; Chordata; Aves; Strigiformes; Strigidae
Gene: SPCS1
Product: signal peptidase complex subunit 1
Exons: 5
Coding region: 247-552 (101 amino acids)
Biological process (GO): protein targeting to ER
Cellular component (GO): signal peptidase complex; endoplasmic reticulum membrane
Source: RefSeq, a predicted model, not a curated record
GACAGGCAACUCCGCGGCCGCCUCGCACCUGCCGGCUGAAGGCCCCUCACGCAGGGGUCCUGAGGCGCGAAGCCGCCGUUGCCGGGGAGACGGCGUCCCGCGCCGCGUUGCAGCGGCCGUUGCCGGCGCAGGGCGGUAACAGCGCAGGGCGACGCGGACAGCCGGCAGCCGCCGCAGGGCCUCGACGAGGAAGUCUGAGACGGCGAGGAGCAGGAGGAGGACCGUGAGGCGCCGCUCUCCGCCGCCAUGUUGAACAUCUUCCGCUCCAUCCCCACGCAGAUGGACUACAAGGGCCAAAAAUUAGCAGAACAUAUUUUUCAAGGAAUCAUUCUUGUCUCUGCAAUAAUUGGUUUCAUCUAUGGAUACAUCACUGAACAGUUUGGAUGUACUGUCUACAUUGUUAUGGCUGGAUUUGCUUUAUCGUGUUUGCUAACACUCCCUCCGUGGCCUAUGUACCGCCGUAAUCCUCUGAAGUGGCUACCUGUCCAAGAGUCGGGAACAGAAGAAAAGAAGCCAGCAGACAGAAAGCCAAAGAGACAUACUAAAAUCUAAAAAAAAAAAACAAUGUAGUUCUUCAUGCUGUUACUUUGUUAAAUGCAUUUUCACUGGAAGAU